CAACAACAAACCCUGGCACACAUUCAAAUUUAGCAAAAACUCCCAUUUUGCCCAGAUUGCCGCGUUCCAAGACUGCCUUCAAGAAUCACCGAUUGGGUUGCUUGCAAAAACCAACGUCGUGUCGCCAAACUCCUUGCUACACACUCAAUCCUGUCAUAGUCCACAAGGGUGGAGUGGCACAGGGCGAGAACUGACCCAACAAAAAACAAACAAAAAGCAGUGCAAAGGUGUGAUCAGCUCGCUGACGUCAACAAUGCUCAAAGACAUCAAGCGACCGGGCUCGAGCGCGCCGGUGAAGAGCCAGCCGUCAUCCAGCAGUGCCCGAGGCUUGUUCGACCAGGUCGUACAGCGACACAGUGCCCAGUCCAGCCUCGAGGCGAGCGAAAGUUCGAGUCCGACGGAGCUCGCCUGGGUGACCGCCGACGAUUUUGUGCAUCUCCAUCAACACGCAUGGUCAUCCAGUGACGUGUACGCAGCGCUCGGUCAAGCCAAAGCACAACAAUUGGCUCAAGCCAUCUUUGACGGGGAUGUCACAGUGGUGAGACAGGCACUGCGAUCCGGGCUGCGCGCCAUGCUGUGCGACCGGUUGUCCAAAUCGGACCGAGGAGGCAACCCAACCCCGCCUCCCCAAGCUGCUGCAUCAUCAUCAUCAGCAUCAUCAUCAGUCGACAGUCCCGGUGCCAAGUACCACCCGAUGUCCGAGCAACUGCUUGCUGCCCUGAAUUCGGUCGGUGCCACUCUGAUCGACCACCAUCAGGCGAUAUCGAGCAAGGCUAUGGCCGGCUGGCGAGAAAUCCGACGUGGCGAUCAGUCAAGCUCGGAACAAAUGCUCGCGCCGUAUGCGAGCCCAUUGACGCCAAUGUUGCACCUGGCACCCACGCUCGAGAUGGUCUCUCUCUUGCUCGAGCACGGCGCAAAUCCCAACGAGCAGGAUUCGCUCGGCCACACCGCAUUGUUCUAUGCCCCGUCCAACGCCGCAGUCAUCACGCUGGUCGAACACGGGGCGAAUGUCGACCACCGAGCUGCUGACAAAUCCACGCCGGGGCUGUUUGCGCUCUUGCGCGACCCGGCGUGUGUCAAGGGGCUCCUUGCAGCGCUGCUCGAGAGCGGCGCCGACAUCUCCUUGUCCUUCCGGAUUCCUGAGCAGCGUUCCCUGGUCGACUUGGCCUGGAUGACUUCGGCGUGGCGGUUUGCUUGCAUGUUGCUCGCGCACGGCGCCGUGCUCUCAAGGGAGAUGCACUCACGGUUUGAGCCAUGCUUUAGCCCGUUGACACGCCUGGCAUUGUGCGCUGCGCGAGGGGAUAUGUGCAGUCUGGUGGCGAUCGUGCUGCCUCCCGGCACACACUACGAGCCCAAUGAGGCGUCGGAGAAGACCCCGUCCGAGUCCGAGGUGACCUUGGAAAGUGUCUUUUCACGAUCGUCAUCGUCACAGCCAUCAUUCCGACUGCAGCCUCCCACAACGGAGGACUUGCACAAGCUGUAUCAAGUUCCAAAGCUGAGCGUCACUUCGAGUCGCUUGACCAGUUUCCAAGUCGACUCUCAAACAUCCGUGUUGAUGCUGGCAUGCAUGGCGGAGCAGCUAGAGCUGGUCAACCUGCUGCUAACCGUCCACAAGAUGAACCCACUUGAAGUGUUUUGUGCGUCCUCGUCGCCCUCGGCGCAGGCCAGCUGUGUCACUGCUCUGGAGGUUGCUGCCGAGACUGGCAAUGCGCAGCUAUUGCGUAUGAUUGUCGCACAUGUUCCCAAGGAUGAAGAGCACACGCGCAUGCUCAAGCAGCGUGCCAGCCGAGGCGCCUUGCUUGCUCUAAUGGGUGGGCAACAUGAAACGGCCACCAUUCUGAUGGAGCUGGCAGACAAUGUUGAUCGGCAAACCGUGCUGGCAGCAUCUCUCGCUCCGAAUCCCAAGGAGAGCAUUGCAAUGGCAAUUGACUUUGUUGAAAAGUUCUUGGGACGGGCACACAUGCUGGAGCAGUGCAACUAUGCCCUAAGGUACUGGGUGCACACAACGCGGCCCAAGAUGGUUGUUCUGCGACUGUUGCUGUUCGAUUUUGGAGUCAGUCCCUCCUACAUUCCAACAGGAUCCACCACGUCGCUCCUACACGACAUUGUCGAGCGGAACAAUGUCGCCAUGCUCAGAAUUCUUAUCGCUGCGCCAAAUGCCAACCCUGACCAGCCGACCACCCAUCCCGCUCCGCCUCCCGUUACCAUCGGUCGAGCCGUAGAAUCGUUUGGGACUCGGCUUUUGCGAUGGAUUGGCCAACAUGUCCGUCUCCCUGUGCUGUGGCUUGUGGCAGUAUUGACGCGGCAACGGCAUCGACGAACCUGAGACCUUGGCUUUGCGUUGAAUGCUCUUGUUGUUGUUAACUCGGUGUGAUUUGUUGAUAGUUUCAAAUGCUGAUUCGUGUGAUACAGUUCCAAGCAUUGUA
Molecule: messenger RNA, 2426 nt
Organism: Capsaspora owczarzaki ATCC 30864
Lineage: Eukaryota; Filasterea; Ministeriida; Capsasporidae
Exons: 1
Coding region: 254-2326 (690 amino acids)
Biological process (GO): regulation of barbed-end actin filament capping
Cellular component (GO): nucleus; cytoplasm
Molecular function (GO): protein binding
Source: RefSeq, a predicted model, not a curated record